AUGUUUUUGUUUAACAUUUUUGUUUGUUUUUGUUUGUUGCUGUUGACGAAAAAUGUGCUAACUAUGUACAGUACGAGAGAAAUAGAAGGGUACCCGAAGGGCUAUUUAUCUGAUUGUCCGGGAUCAGAUAAAGAAGCAUACAUAACUCGGAAAAGUCUCAGAUACUUGUCACUAACAAUUCACGGAGCGGGAAGUGCGCGUAGGAAAUACAACUACUUCCAAAUGACACAGUUAGCCAACGACCCAGACUUAGAUUUCAGCAGGAAGACUGUUCUGUACGUUGGGGGGUUUCUGGAUAGCCCAAACUUUCUUUUCGCAACGGCAAUGGCGAACACAUACAGGGAUUUGAAUUACAAUGUCCUACUGUUAGACACUAACAUGUUCACAACUAUGGAGUAUCCACGGGCCGCCCGAUUCAUGCGACCCGUCGGAAAGCACACCGCAAAAAUGUUGAUACAACUUACAAACAGUGGGUUGGAUCCGAAAAGGCUCGAAAUAGUCGGGCUAAGUCUCGGAGGCCAGACCGCUAGCUUCAUAGCCAAGAACUACAGAGACCUAACGAAUGUGACCGUAGCAAGAAUCACUGGGCUAGAUCCAGCCGGACCUUGCUUCAGAAACCUUGGCCCUGAUGAUAGAAUUGACAAAACUGACGCAGACUUUGUUGAUAUAAUAGGUACAAACAUCGACGGUUUCGGAAUGGCCGCACCGGUUGGCCACGUGAAUUUUUACGUGAACGGUGGUGAAUACCAACCAGGUCAGAUCCUUUGGGAUUUCUGCACGGUUCUAUGCAGUCACAUAAGGAGUCAUACGCUAUGGAUGACGGCUUUGAUAAACCCCUAUAAAUUUGUAGCCGUACAAUGCGACUCGGUGCAACAGGCGCGAGAUAAGGAAUGCUUCGACAGAGAACCCCUGGUAACAAACGUUAUGGGGUUAGAGGUAGAUAAAAACAAAGAAGGCAUUUUUUACUUGGCGACUGGUUAUGCACCACCGUAUUAUUUGGGAGAAAAGGGAGUGAGGAAGGAGAACGACUUUUUUAUAUCUAUAACUAGAACUUUGAAUGCGAGAAGUGUGAUAAAAAUUUAA
This is a messenger RNA of Pararge aegeria (speckled wood butterfly), 1083 nucleotides long. RefSeq names its product lipase member H-A-like. The record is from RefSeq and is a predicted model, not a curated record. Gene Ontology annotation, molecular function: lipase activity. The transcript is spliced from 3 exons. Lineage: Eukaryota; Metazoa; Arthropoda; Insecta; Lepidoptera; Nymphalidae. The coding region runs from base 1 to 1083 and encodes 360 amino acids.